AUGGCGCGCCUGUACAUUACCUAUACGGUGCCAAGUCUCGAACUCCGCCUAUGGCCCCUACAGUCCUGGUCAUCGCCCUCAAGCUCCGAGUCCGUCCAGGCAAACUUCCGAUAUGAUGAGUGGAUAAAAGCAGACAAGAUAGUGAGACCAGCUGAUAAAAAUGUGCCAAAAAUAAAGCAUCGGAAGAAAAUAAAGAAUAAAACUGACAAAGAGAAGGAUGAGAAGUAUUCUCCUAAAAAUUGUAAAUUGCGACGCUUGUCAAAACCACCCUUUCACAUGAGCACAUCACCAGAGACUGAGUCCAAACUUGACAGCACUGAAGCCAAAAACUCUGAACACGCUCCAGUUAAAUCCAUAGAAAUUACUUCUAUCCUUAAUGGGCUACAAGCUUCAGAAAGUUCUGCUGAGGAUAGUGACCAGGAAGAUGACCAGAGUGCCCAGAAUGUACAUAAUGAUGGCAAGGAGGAAUCUCCAGAUGAGACUGUGAGCCAGGACAAAAGUGAAUUCUGUCCAAAAGAAGAGCAGAGCAGCUCAUCUCCCCAAGAAGAGGGGAAAGCCCUUGCAGAUGUAGCACCACCUAAAUCAGUAUCCAAAUCACCAGAAAGAUUGCGGAAAGAGCUGGAAGAAUUAUCUGAUGAUACGGACUGUGAAGGAGAGGAUGAAGCUACAAAGAAGAGAAAGGAGGUCAAAAAGGAGAUAGUAGAUAAAACAACAAAGCCACAGAUAAAACGUGGUAAGCGAAGAUAUUGCAUCACAGAGGAAUGUGUCAAGACUGGGUCACCUAAUCGAAAGGAUGAAAAGUCCAAGAGCAAAGACUCCCAUAGCUUAGAACAUAGUAGUAACAGCUCCUCAGAUGAAGAUGAGGAGGACAAAUCUAAACUAAAAAUAAUGCCAACUAAGAAAUACAAUGGGAUAGAGGAGAAAAGGAAGUCUUUAAGGACAAGUGGUUUCUACUCAGGGUUCUCUGAAGUGGCAGAAAAAAGAAUAAAGCUUCUAAACAACUCUGAUGAAAGACCUCAGAAUACCAGAGCUAAGGAUAGAAAAGAUGUAUGGUCCAGUAUUCAGGGACAGUGGCCCAAGAAAACAUUGAAAGAGCUUUUUUCAGACUCUGACACAGAGGCUGCAGCCUCACCCCCGCAUGCUUCUGAGGACCCUGCAGUAGAGGAGCAGCUGCAGACUCUUGCAGAAGAGGUUUCUUUGCCCAGCUCUGAACUAGAAAAGCCUUUACUAGCCGGCAUAGAUGUUAAACCUGUUGAGGAGAAACCAACGGAAAUGAGUGACAAGAAAGUUGAAUUUCCAAGCAGUGGGAGUAAUUCAGUGCUAAAUACUCCUCCUACAACCCCUGAAUCACCUUCAUCUGUCACUGUAACAGAUUCUAGUAGACAUCAGUCCAGUGUAACAGUCUCAGAGACAUUGGCACCAAAUCAAGAAGAGAUACGAAGCAUCAAGAGUGAAACUGAUAGCACAAUUGAAGUGGAUAGUGUUGUAGGGGAGCUGCAGGACCUUCAAUCUGAAGGAAAUAUUUCUCCAACAGGCUUUGAUGCCAGCGUCAGCUCUAGCAGUAGUAAUCAACAAGAAUCAGAACAUACCGAAAAAGUCUGUACAGGUCAAAAAAGACUUAAAGAUGCUCAGGGAGGAGGCGGUUCCUCAAAAAAGCAGAAAAGAAGCCACAAAACAUCAGUGGUGAACAACAAAAAGAAGAGCAAAACUACAAACAGCAGUGAUAGUGAAGAACUUUCUGCUGGUGAAAGUAUGACCAAGUCUCAGCCAGCAAAAUCAGUUUCCACUGGAAUGAAGUCUCACCAUACCAAAUCACCUGCAAGAACACAAUCUCCAGGAAAAUGUGGGAAAAACGGAGAGAAGGAAUCUGAUCUCAAGGAACAGAAUAAUCGUUUGCCUAAAGUUUAUAAAUGGAGUUUUCAAAUAUCUGACCUGGAAAAUCUGACAAGUGCAGAGCGCAUAACAAUCCUACAAGAAAAACUGCAAGAAAUCAGGAAACACUACCUGUCCUUAAAAUCUGAGGUAGCUUCCAUUGACCGAAGAAGAAAGCGCUUGAAGAAAAAGGAACGGGAAAGUGCCGCUAUUGCAUCAUCUUCUUCUUCCUCACCUUCCUCCAGUUCCAACAGCUGCAGUUAUGUUAACUUUAGCAGAACCAUCUAUGUCAAGUUCAUCACAAAAUGGGAUGUCAGUUGAGUGCAGGUGACAGCAGGACUUGCCAAAGCACUUUGCACUUAAUGGCUGCUGAGGGCCACUUUUUUUUAUACUGCACGGUGGCACAAAAUUCAGACAAGCACUAUUUUGUAUUUAAAAAUUGUUUCUUGACAAGCUAACUUUGCACUUAAGUGCACUUUUAUGAAGAAAAAGUACAACAAACUGCUUUUCCUCAAGCAAUAAUUGUUUCCAACUUGUCUGGGAAUUGUACGUCUAGUGACUCGAAGGCCUUCCACUGUGGCAAAUGGAGAGGCUGUUCACUGCCUGUAGAGACAGUACAGUAAGCAUACAGUUGCUGGAUGGGCCUAAUUGAUGUGUUAAGGCUUACUGUACAUGUAUUCCCUGGUAUUUUGUUAAAGCUGGAACAUUUGAUAUUUUUCCAUUUAUUUAUGACAAAUAUUGAACCUAUUUUCAUUUGUACAAACUAAUUGUUUUUUAACUUCUGAGUCACCUCAUAGUGGCUUUAAUUGUAUAAGUCAAGCACAUGUAUUAAAUUCAAAACCUGCAGUUAGUAGGAUGUUUGACAUCAGUCCUGAUAACCAAAUAUGAAGAUUCUCUUUUAAAAAGACUGACUAAUGUUUACAGGUUUGAAUUAGGCUAAUAGGUUACUAUGGGUUGUAAUAACCCAUUAAUUGGAAUGGAACUACUGUACUUUGCCAUUUUUCUAUGAAUCAGUAUUUUUUUUAAUUUUGAUAAAAUACAUUAUGACAAAAGGAAGAAAAUGGCUAUCAAACUGUAUUAAAUCUUAAACAAUGUAUAAAGAUUGUAUUUAGCCAGUUUAAAGUGUAUAUUUAUUCAUAAUGGAUUAUAACAGUUAUAUUUUUGUGUUUUCUUGUAAAUGUUUCAUUUCCCUUUAAAGCAACAAAUAUUUCAUUUGUAAUGCUUAUUUUAUUACGAGCUGCAACAGAGAGGACUUCAAGAAGGAGAAAGCUGUGUUAAUAUAGUUUGUGGUUGCUGAUAUGAACACUCACAAAAGGAUAGUUGUUUUUAAUAUAAAUAGCUAGCUGAGUGUUAGACAUAAUUUUUUAAAAAAAAAAUGCCUUGUACAAAAUCCAAAACCAACUCAAAAUUGUUUUCACACAUAUUGAUUUUAUGUUGUAUGAAUCCCAAGCUCUCUCCUGUUAAUUAUACAUCUUUAUAAGACAUUUGUAUAUUGCGGAAGUGUUCAUUCAAGCUAUUUAAUACCUGGCACUGUUAAUACACAGUACUUUAUUGUA
This is a messenger RNA of Chelonoidis abingdonii (Abingdon island giant tortoise), 3428 nucleotides long. The record is from RefSeq and is a predicted model, not a curated record. Lineage: Eukaryota; Metazoa; Chordata; Testudines; Testudinidae.